AUGGUCCGACCUAUCCUACUCUCCUCCGUUGCAUUGCUCGCGCCAGCGGUUGUACAUGCGCAGUACAGCCAAGUAAAGGAAUAUCUGGGGUCAUCUUUCUUCGACGACUGGAAUUUCUAUAACAACUACGAUAAUCUCACCAGCGGCAAUGUCUUCUAUGUCAGUUCCUCGACUGCAGGAAAGGAUCAGCUCGCAUACAUCAACGAUGCGGGGAAUGCGAUUAUGAGGGUGGACAAUACUACAAAAGUCGCGGUAGGCGGUAACCGCAACAGUGUACGGAUCUCAACAAAAGAUCAUUUCACUGUGGGGAGCUUGUGGAUUACAGACAUGGUCCAUGUGCCAUAUGGGUGUUCUGUAUGGCCCGCGUUCUGGUCGUCGGCAGUAGAUUGGCCAAGUGGUGGAGAGAUUGACACGUUCGAGGGCGUGAACCAAGUCACAAUGAACCAAAUGGCGCUCCAUACCGCUAAUGGAUGUACGCACUCCCCCAACGCGGUCCAGACAAGCACGCUAGUCAAUUCGACAGACUGUUCAACGGCAGCAAACGGCAACCAGGGCUGUGUGGUCACGACGCCAACCACCAGCUCAUAUGGCGCAGGGUUCGCCGCCGAUGGCGGAGGAAUGUUCGUGACGGAGUUCGCAUCUUCUGGCAUCUCAAUAUGGUUCUUUAACGCAAGUCGCUCGUCCAUCCCAUCCGUCCUCCAGGGCAAUGCCAGCUCCGUUGAUACAUCGAGCCUUGGCACGCCAACCGCGAACUGGCCAUCAAGCAAUUGUACCAUAGCGGAAUUUUUCCAGCCCCAGGCGCUUGUGUUUGACAUUACGCUCUGUGGAGAAUUUGCUGGAAACGGCAACGUCUUCUCAGAGACAUGCACCGGCGUUUGCUACGAUGACUGGGUUAUCGGGUCUCCAUCGAAUUAUGAUAAUGCGUACUUCGAGGUUCAGUAUGUCCGGGUAUACGGCCAAUCGGGAGAGCUCACGGUGAUCUCGGGCGCUCCACGAUCUCUGGGGGCGCGCACCGGUUUACUUUUGCUCGUUGCGACUGCUGUUGGCAUACUGUUUGCGCUUUAA
This is a messenger RNA of Fibroporia radiculosa, 1065 nucleotides long. RefSeq lists its product as uncharacterized. NCBI's taxonomy places the organism in Eukaryota, Fungi, Basidiomycota, Agaricomycetes, Polyporales, Fibroporiaceae. Bases 1 to 1065 code for a protein of 354 amino acids. The record is from RefSeq and is a predicted model, not a curated record. The transcript has 10 exons. Gene Ontology annotation, molecular function: hydrolase activity, hydrolyzing O-glycosyl compounds. Gene Ontology annotation, biological process: glucan catabolic process.